Colletotrichum destructivum is the source of this 968-nucleotide messenger RNA. Its product is annotated as Putative GNAT domain, acyl-CoA N-acyltransferase. Gene Ontology annotation, molecular function: acyltransferase activity, transferring groups other than amino-acyl groups. Lineage: Eukaryota; Fungi; Ascomycota; Sordariomycetes; Glomerellales; Glomerellaceae. The record is from RefSeq and is a predicted model, not a curated record. Bases 175 to 708 code for a protein of 177 amino acids. The transcript is spliced from 2 exons.
GUUAAAACCCUCAUAAGCACCCCUAUCCGUUUUCAUCACCUUUUAUAAUUGCCUCACUUCCCACGACAGAAGAAAUGAAUUAAAUCUGUCGAAGCCUACUCAACUCUCUGCCUCACACAGCUGUGCCCCGUCCAGGAAGAUCCCCACAACAUCAGCAACAACAAAAAUUAAAAAAUGGCGAACGUCAUCCCACUCACCUUCCGCAUCGCCACUCCGGACGAUGCGCCGCAGCUUCAACAACUCGUGCAAGCCGCCUUCCGUGCCGAAGACAGCCGGGCGGGCUGGACGGCCGACAUGGAGCUUGGAAGGUCCUUCCACUACUCCGUCGAGGAAGUCCUGAAAACCAUCAACAACCCCGAAGCCGUGGUUAUCAUGGCCAUCGACCAGGACGGGGUCCUCGUGGGAUCCGUCGAUGCCAUCAAGCGCGCCAACGGCCUCGCUCGCUUCGCCAUGCUCUCCGUGGACCAGACCCGGCAGCGCGGAGGCGUCGGGCGACGGCUCCUCGCCCACGCCGAGGAGCACGCCCGUCAAUGGGGCGUCGACACUUUUGGCCUGAACGCGCUCUCGUCGCGCGCGAGCCUCCUUGAGUGGUACGGGCGCUGCGGAUACAUCAAAACCGGGGAGACCUCUCCGUUCCCGGUUGAUCGUUUCCCUCAACUGGAUUUGCCGAAGGACUUGUGCUUCGUUGAGCUAGAGAAGAAGGCGUAGCUGGAACUCUCUUGCCUCGGCAGGCUUGGAAGUUGUACAAGACGAGUUUGAUCAUUCGGAGACUUGGAAUAGUACGAAACACGAGAACGGCUGCUCAACACAGUAUCACAGCCUUGAACCUUGGCGGGGUAUAGUCGAUUAAGCAUACUGAUGUGCAAUAUAACUGAAGGAGAUACUUAGCUUAAGCCCUAAGGGCUGUUUCCUGAUGAUGUACAUCCUCUAGAGUAUGUCAUGGCCGAAGCUUAGCUACACAAAAGAAC